Molecule: messenger RNA, 3333 nt
Organism: Sphaeramia orbicularis (orbiculate cardinalfish)
Lineage: Eukaryota; Metazoa; Chordata; Actinopteri; Kurtiformes; Apogonidae
Gene: ccpg1
Product: cell cycle progression 1
Exons: 10
Coding region: 160-2643 (827 amino acids)
Cellular component (GO): membrane
Source: RefSeq, a predicted model, not a curated record
AUGAACGCUCAGCGGGGUCGCUGUGUCGUUAACGGAUAACUUAGCUGUGGCUACGGCAUUCUGCAGUAAUUGCAGAGGUGGUUGCAAACAGCUGUCCAGUUAAACACCGGUGUGUUUGAUCUCUCUUUUAUAGGCUGUGUAUUUCUACACCUGACAGAAAUGUCAGAAACAUCCAGUGAUGCAGAGUCAUCCUGUGGUUGGACCAUCAUCAGUAAUGAGGGUUCAGAUAUUGAGACUUUGGGCUCAGAGGCUGCAGGGGACUUUGGAGAGCGCCCUCCAAUGGUGAAACCAGAGCUGCAGGACAAACCUGCUUCAUCUGGAACCAGCUGCAGUAAAGUGAAAGUUUCACACAAAGACAAUCUGGAACAAAACAGGGAUGAAGCCCUUUAUGUUGCAGAGGCUGAGAACAAUGCUGCAGAGAAAGAGCAUGUGUCUCUGUUGUCGUCAAGCGAUCACUCUGACAUUAUGACUUUAGGAGACGUGAAGGACGAUGAUCAUGCAGAAGUGGAUGCAUCAGUUCAUGAGGAGUUUUACCUCGGCACCUCUUGUAGUAGCCAGUAUGCCUUCACUGCCGCCGAGACGGUUUUCCCAGUGCAGCCGCCUGUUGUAAAAAACUGGAGCAGCAGUGAGGAUGAGGCAGGAGGAAGCUCCAGCCCUGUCGUACGAAGACGAAGGUUGAGGAGGAGUACCACCAGCGCUGUGACGGAUGCUGACGGGGAGGAGGUGCUGGAGUCCAGCCCGAGUGAUGAAGAGGAGGAGGUGGAAGAACAGAGACACCAGGAGGAGGAGGAGGCAGAAGUUAGACCUGCUACCUUGGAGACCCGGAUGCCUGAACGUCAGGGCAGCAGCGUCCUCAACAAAUGCAUCCUGCUCGCCCUCAUAGUGGCCAUCAGCAUGGGCUUUGGCCACUUCUACGGUACCGUUCAGAUCCAGGAAAGGCAGAAAACUGUGGAGAAAAUUAGAGUGAAUGAACUUGAUGGUGUGAAAGACCUUCUUCUGCGACAUGUCAGAGAACAUCUACUGUCCAACCAGAGAGGUGAGUUUGGCUUGGAUGACCUGGAUGACCACAAAGUUAUUUCAGUUCUUACUGAUGUAAUUGAGGAGAUACAAAAAGAGAAUGAGGAGCUCAUCAUCAAACAGGCUCACAUGCAGGCCCAGAGAGAUGACUUGAAAGUAUUGCUGAAGCAGAAAGUUGAGGAGAAGACUCACAUUAUGUCUCAGCAGCAGAAGCUGACAGCAGACAACCAGCUACUGAGGAGCUCCCUGGAAAGAGAAGAAAAGUCUCUGUCCAUACUUCAGGAGGAGCUGAAAAGCCUGCACUCUAAGAUCAAAGAUCUGGAAGCCAUGGGAGCUGGUGCCGAUUCCCUGCUGUCAGAAAACCAGAGGCUGAAAGAUCAGCUGGAGGAGGAGAAGCAGCUGAUCCGGAAUUUCAUGGGCCAGAGGGAAGACCUGAUGGUUGAAGCACAGACGCUGAGGAAGAAGCUUGACAGGGAGAGGAAGGUUACAGAUGAGCUAAGGAAAGAGAUAAAUGAGCUGAGAAGUCACAUUUCUGGAGCUGAAAAGGAAGCAAGUUCCGAAGCAGAAGAGCUUCAGUCACGUUUGAGCAAAUUGGAGAAAAGGCUGAGCUUUGAGCAGCAACGCUCCGACCUCUGGGAGAGGCUGUACGUGGAGACCAAGGAAGAGCGAGCCAAAGGAGACACUGAGUCCAAAGUGAGGAAAUCUAAAGAGGGCAUGGCAGGAAAAAUGAAAGAGACAUUUGACGCUGUGAAGAAUUCCACUAAGGAGUUUGUCCACCACCACAAAGAGCAGAUUAAGAAAGCGAAGGAAGCUGUGAAGGAGAACCUGAGGAAAUUCUCAGACUCUGUCAAAUCAACUUUUCGCCACUUCAAAGACUCCGCCUCCACUUUUAUCAACAAGGCUCGAGGGUUUUACGACAAGAAGCAUGAGAAGAAAGAGUCGUGGCAACACAGAUCUCACAAACAUCAUAGAAACCCAAACAAAUUUGACGACUUCUUUCAGAGCAACUACAACACUCGAAAAUCAGUGGAUAAAGUUCAUGAAGAUCGAAGCCAAAACACCCACAAGCCCAACCUGAAGAGAUGCACUGGGGUCUUUAACUGCGCUUAUGAGGAGUCUAUGAAUCUGUUCAACAAAGCCACGGAGCCGAUCAGAGCAGAUGAAUUCUACCAGCUGCUUCAGAGCUACGUCCAGCAAGAGGUCGACCACUUCCACCAUUGGAAGGAGCUGGAGAUGUUCAUCAACAACUUCUUCCACAAUGGUGUUUUUAUUCACGACCAGAUGCUGUUCACAGACUUUGUCUCUGGUGUGGAGGACUAUCUGGUGGACAUGCAUGAGUACCACGGCCUCGACGAUGACCUGUUUGGAGAUCUUGAUGACUAUAUUUAUAGGCACUUCUUUGGAGAUGGCUACUCAAAAAGCUAUGGCCCAAGCGGGCCAUUUGAGAGACCUGAGACAGACUCGAAGGAGGAAUCGAAGGCAAAGCAUCAACAACGUAAACAACAGAGAUCCAGAUCUCGACCGCACAGUGAACGCAAGUGGAGCAGAACAGGCAGAAACGCAGACAGACACAUGGCCGACGUCAAAAUAGAACUGGGUCCAAUGCCGUUUGAUCCCAAAUACUGAAAGUAACUCAACUCCUGUAAAUUCAUCGCUGUAGUUUUUAAGUUUUUUUGAGUUUGUAUUUAGUGUCUAAGUCUCCGUUUGCACAAUGUUAACUUUUAAAAGCUACUGAACGUCUUUGAGCUGUUUUGUGUUUAGUGAUAGAUCUGAUUGAAAGAUGUGGCAUAAAUGAUGUUGCCUGCACUUUUGCAACAUGAGAAGUUUGAUUUUACAUGUUUUAUAAAAGUGGAGACUGGAGGUGGAUUUGGCCUGUUAACCAUAACACGAUAAAAAUGUUUGAAAUAAUUUUGGGAGCCAAUCUGUUGUGCAAACAAUGAAAAUAACCUGCUACAUUUGGGAUGUGUUUGUGAACACAUAUUUCGAUCGUCUGAUUUGCUGCUACAUUGACAGACUUGUGUGGUGAUGUGGUUCUAAUCUGCUUUCAGUUUAAAUCUGUUAACAUUCCUCACCUCACUUUAACUGGACCUGGUAUUUUUAUUUUACUUUUAUAGAAGAUAAGAGUUCUUUUAAAUGUAAAUGUGAGUAAAAAUGUGUUACAUGUGUUACAUUCAAGACAGUUAGAAACAAUGUUUAAAGUUAAAAUAUUUAUUUCAGUAGCAAAUCCAUGUUGUGUGACAUUCUUCAUAUGGAAACAAACAUUGAGUUGUUUGAGCUUCUGUCAGUGCCUUUCAUAAAUAAAGAUGCUUCCUCCAA